Molecule: messenger RNA, 1842 nt
Organism: Pollicipes pollicipes
Lineage: Eukaryota; Metazoa; Arthropoda; Thecostraca; Pollicipedomorpha; Pollicipedidae
Product: reticulophagy regulator 3
Exons: 7
Coding region: 69-1238 (389 amino acids)
Biological process (GO): reticulophagy
Source: RefSeq, a predicted model, not a curated record
GUGUUGUUCGUGGUCGACCGUGGGAGAGGUUGUUGUGUAACGUGCUUGGCGGCUGCAGGGACUGAAUCAUGGAAUCAGUGAAAAGCUUCUUUUGGAGAUGGAACCCAUUUUCAAAGUCACACUGCAAGGAAACAAAAAGUGAAGUCCAUAGCACAGAAGAUCCAGUUGCUGCUACAAUUUCAACAGCUGAAUCUUCCUUGGUCAGCCUGCAGAAGAUUGCAGUGUGGGAGAGUCCCAUCAACAGUAUGCUGGCUGUCAUUGGGCUCAAUGCAGUCUGCUGGCUAAUAUCGACAUACCAGCUGCGCGUGGUGUUUGUGGUGGCGGCCGUCGCCCUGCUGCGCCUGCUGCGCACCGAGUGGCGCGAGCGCAUCUGGCCCGAGAUCCGCGUGCCGCCGCCCGUGGCCGAGGACCCGGAGCCGUGGACGGACGUGGGCGUCAGCGUGCUGAGCGCGCCGGAGAUGAUCGAGUACGUGCGCCGACUGCGCGCCGCGUCCGCCUCACUUCGCGCCAGUCUCGCCGAGAUGCGGGCCUCCACACCCUUCAUGUUCUUCCUGCUUGUGAACUCGGCCUGGGCGCUGCUGUACUGGCUGAGCCGGUGCGUAUCUGGCGCCACGCUGGCGCACGUGCUGCCGACGCUGGCGCUGACGGUGCCGGGCGCGCUGCUCCACCUGGUGCCGGCCGCCGGCUGGGUGCGGCUCCGGCAGCUGCUCACCGACGGACGCCGCACCGUCGCCAACUCCGGCUUGCUUCAGGAUGAAGACUGCGAGCGAGAUUUCGUGCCAGAAGCCUCCCCGGAGACGCAAGCAUACCUGGACGUCAUGGCCGAUAUCAUCAAUGGACGGGAACCGUCGCCAGAUGUCCACGAAGUCGCUGCCUUUUCCGCGGGCCUGGCAGCCGCCCCUGGCUAUGACGAGGAAAGCGACGACGACGCUCUGCUGGCGCCAUCCGUGGAGCGCAGUGCCGAGCUGGACUUCCGCGGCCUGCCGCUGACUGAACGGGGUGCAGACGCGGACGCCACCCCGGCGGCGGCGGCGGCGGGCGGUUGGCAAGCCGACUGGAGCGGCGCCGGCGAGACGGCGGCGGCGUUGGGCCGGGCCGCCCUCAGCUCGGCCGCCGCCGCCUGCGGCCGGGCGGCGCAGCUGGUGACGGCCGUCCAGCCGCCGCCGCCGGGCGACGACAGCGACUCCGACUUCGAACUGAUCGGCGACGAGGAGGCGCUGGGUGCAGAGGGCCACUAGCGGCCGCCAGCCCCGCUCUUCGGCACCACGGUGACGUGGUGAUGGACGGUCCGCACUGACACAAGGCCGGACUCGGCUGGAGACCGAGUGCCGGGAGAAAGACAAUUGGUUUGUCGCCAUGAGGCGCAUGCCUGUUUGCACAUAGGGAAGUUGCGCUGUGACACUUGUGCUACUACAAUCACGGUUUUGAUAGAGAUGCCGGUAGUGUAGGAUAGGCGCGCGAGCUAUCUUGGAGCAGUAUAGUGCCUGGUAGCAGUGGAGUUGUGUAUUUUGUGCUGAUAGAUGGUUUGACUGGCCCCCAGGUGCGAGAAAGGAAGGCAUCGUUUGGCAUUUAUUUUGAACUUUGUGUGGUACACUGUACAGUGUGUUCCCGGACGUCUAAUAAGAGUCGAUAUUUUUGUUUGUACACCACGGUGUAGUGCUCUGCGUGUUCCUCGAUAAUGUGUUGCCAGCUUACUUGUGGAAGAUGGCGGGAAUCUGCUGGGGCGGGAGUGCCCAUGCGAUGUGAAUUUGAAGCGUGCUGCCACUGGAUGCGCCGCUGGUUGUGAGACCUUUUCUUGUCGCAUAUUGCUUCAAAUAAAAACGUCUGAAGGACAAAUGUACA